AUGGAGGAAUUAACCUCGGGUUUGGAUCCCGACGAUUUGAUGGAUCUGGACGAGCCCGAAGGCUCCGAUUUGGACGAGGACGACGACGAUCUCAUCGACGAUCACGUCUCGUCGCCUUUCAUCUCGUCCUCGGCCCCGGAGUCCACAGCCAACUCCGUCGCCUCUUCACCGAUCCACGAAGACUUCCCUCCGCCCUUCAAUUUCACCGGGAAACCUCUGCACGUUAAACGCGGAAGAGGCAGGCCCCGAAGAGAAGGAGGAAAGCCUUCGGCGCCGAGAACGACUAGAGGCGGUGGAACUGGAGUAUCGAGAGUACGUAGGCCCAGGCCUCCGGGUUUUUCGAGAAGAGGAUCGCUAGGGGGAAGUAGGAGCGUUAGACAAGUGGAUAGAUCGGAUUACGAGAUGUCCCUUUUCGCCGGCUCGCCGGUGGACGACGGUUUGUUGGAUCCCGAAACCGGAUCGAUGAUCUUUCCCGAGAAGUUUGUGCCCGCGAUCGAGGAGCCUCCGUACUUUCCGGAACAUUGGCCGGGGAAAGUUUGUGCCUUGUGUAAUUUAGGCGAAAGGAGCCAGUUAGGGCAAGGUGAAAUGCUGAGAUUGAAUUGUCCCGAAGGUUUCUCCCCGGAGAAAGUUAUUAGCGAACAAAUAUUAGAAAGGGCUUUGCAGGCUCCGGAUAAGGAAUGCGGGGAUAAGAGUCCGAAAGGGCCUGUGACGUGUAGAAGGCAAAAGAGUUUCAACAAAUGCAGACAUCCUUCGAUAACCAGUGAAUACGUUGAUGAGUUAACUAUAAUCGGAUAUAAUGAAGUACCUGAUGUAUCUAGUUUGUUCGAACCAAACGGACAGUUUUACGUGCACCGCAAUUGCGCGUUGUGGUCUAACGGUGUAACGAAAGCAGAAAAUUCGGCUUUGUUGAACGUCGGGCCGGUAGUUUCGCAAAGUUCUUCCAAAAAAUGUUCCUUCUGUAACCAUUACGGUGCCAGCCUGACCUGUGACGUCGACAAAUGUACCAAAACGUAUCACUUUCCUUGCGCUACUGCUGCCGGUGCCUUUCAGGAUGUUUCGUCGUUAACGACUUUGUGCAACGACCAUUACGGGCAAGUGGCCAUGCUCACUGACGCAUCUCCGUGUUUGACUUGCGCGUCGAUGGGAGAUAUUGCGAAUUUGAUGUUUUGUUCGGGUUGCGGCGCGCACUAUCACGGGAUUUGCGUGGGAUUAGCUCAGUUGCCAGGCGUAAGAUCCGGUUGGCAGUGUAGGAAAUGCCGUUGUUGCCAAGUCUGUCGAGUAGUCGGAGACGAGUCUAAGCUGAUGACUUGCGAACAAUGCGAUAAGAUUUACCACGCUAGUUGUCAAAGACCUAUAGUGACUUCGAUACCGAAAUACGGUUGGAAGUGUAGAUGUUGUAGAGUAUGCGGCGAUUGCGGCGCUCGAACGCCCGGGGCCGGUUUGUCUUCGAGAUGGCACGCUCACUAUACGGUGUGCGAUUCGUGCUACCAACAAAGGAACAAAGGGUUUUCUUGUCCUGUAUGCCAUAAGGCUUACCGCGCUCACGCUCACAGAGAAAUGGUGCAGUGUUCGAGUUGCAAGAAGUUCGUUCACGGAACGUGCGAUCCCGAGGCGGACGUUGUUACCUACAGUCAAAAGAAGGAAAUAAGCGUGGAGUAUGAAUACGUUUGCUUGCAUUGCAAAAAUAGCACGGCUAGACAAAUAACAGCGAAACGAGCGAGUAUCGAUGAUCCUUCCGACGUAUCAGCUUCACACGAUUCCCUAUACGACGAUACAUCGGAAUUCGAUCUUCCAUCGCCCGACGAGUUCGCCAGAAACAUGGGUUUGGGCAAAGGGAAACCGUACAGCGCGAAUAAAAUAGCCAAGAAGCGCCUCAGUUUCACCGUAAAUCCCGUCGGCAGGCCGAAAGGCACCGGAAAAGUCCCGCCCGGCAAAAUGGGCUACAUGAAGAGGUACCGACUAACGGAGUUCAACAGAAAGCGCGGCCCCAAAGCCAAAAUGCGAGGCAUCUUCGGCGUGCCCGGCGUCGGCCUGCAACGGCCCAUUUCCGACGGUAAAACCGACGAAGAGCCGGGCGUCGAAAACCGAUUGGUCUUGUGCUCGGCCAAAGACAAAUUCACUUUGACCCAAGACAUCUGCGUCAUGUGCGGAGCGUUCGGAACCGAUCAAGAGGGAUGUCUGAUCAGUUGCGUACAAUGCGGACAAUGUUACCAUCCCUAUUGCAUUAACGUUAAAGUCACUAAAGUGAUUUUACAGAAAGGAUGGAGAUGCCUGGACUGUACGGUGUGCGAAGGUUGCGGCCAACGCAACGACGAGGGCCGCCUGAUCCUCUGCGACGACUGCGACGUGUCCUUUCACAUCUACUGCAUGGACCCGCCGCUCGACUACGUGCCGCACGGCAACUGGAAGUGCAAAUGGUGCGCCGUCUGCCAUUCGUGCGGCGCCACCGAUCCCGGCUUCAAUUGCACGUGGAUGAACAGCUCGACGCAGUGCGGCCCGUGCGCGUCGCACGUCAACUGCGCCGGCUGCAACGAGCCGUACGCCGAGGGCGAUCUGAUCAUCCAGUGCGUCCAGUGCGACCGGUGGUUGCACGGCGCCUGCGAUUCGAUCAAGUGCGAAGAGGACGCCGAGAAGUGCGCCGAGGACGGUUACAAUUGCGUGUUGUGCCGGCCCAGGGACGUGCCGCCGCCUCACUUGGCGCCGGCGGCGGCGGCGCCGAAGCCGCCGACGCCGACGAAGAGUCCCGAGUUGGGGAAGAGCACCAGCUACUACAUGGACGGCGUCUGUCUGAGCGAGUUCGGCAGCAAUUUGAUCAAAUCGUUGGCGCUCGAGUACCACGGGUCGCGGAAGAAACGGAAGAAGAUACCCACCGUGCAGGAUAAGGAAGCCGGUAUUAUGGCUACGAUCGAAUCGGUCGUUGCCGGCGGUAACGUUAUUCCUACUAAUAUGGAAGACAGCGCGAAAUUGGAGCUGGUCGACAUCAAAGACGAACCACAAGAGUUGUACAAGGAAGGCAUGAUGUGGACGAAAGAGGACGGGCCGCCUCCCGAAGGUUUCACGAUCAUCACGAUGGAGAACGGUUUGAACGUGCUGCGAAGGAAGAGGCAGCGGAACCUGCAGAAGCUCGGCAUCGGCGGGUUCGUCGUCAGGAUGAGAGGUAUCAGGACGGGUCAGGAUAACGACGAUGUGGAUUCGACUGUAGGUCAAAGCGGGCUCAAUCCAAACGAUAUCGUCCCGUCUCCAGCGGACGGGGAUAAACCCAGAAGGAAAGCCAUCCGGAGGAAGCCGAAGAGUAAAUUGGCCGAAACGUUUCCGGCAUAUCUACAGGAAGCUUUCUUCGGAAAGGACCUCAUGGAUACGGUCGAUUGUAAGAAGGAAGAAGUCGAUUGUUAUAGCAGCGACGACGAGAAAACUGACAAGCAUUAUAAAUCCAUUAAUUUGUCUCAAGAUGAAAUUAUAGCGAUUGUGGCAUCGGGUAAAACCGAAAAGUUGGAAAACGAUAACAAAGAUUCGACCAAAGAAUUCGGUUCGAACCAACCGAAGAAUCCCUUCAAACCAACGGUAUUGAAGGAAGAGGAAGAAGAUAAUCCGGAGGAUUUGAAAGACGUUCUCGCCUUACCAGGAGAUUUGCUCGAUACCGAUUUGGUUAACAGUAUUAUGGAGGACGAGGAGGAACUGAGCAAAACUACGGCGUCUCUCGUCGCUCUAGAUUCGAAUUUACAACACGACGCGGAGCUGACGGAUACUUUGAGCAGUUCGGGGAAUUCGAAAGAAACCAAAGACGAAUUGAGCGAUAUUUUAGGGCCGCAUUUCAACCUCGAUUCCAUAUCGAACAUAAACAGCAAAGACGUCGAAGAUAUAUUUAAGGGUGUACUAACGGACGAGUCUCAGGAAUCCCAAGAAAGUAGUAACUUCACCUUACAAGGAAACAGUAUGUUCUCGAAUAACAACUCCCAGCAAAACGUAGCACAACAUCCCAUUAUCAAUCAACCGGUUAGACCGAAAACGUUGCCUACGGUCAAUCACAAUUUGAACUCCCCCGUCGGGUUUCCACCACCAUCGCCUUAUCACUCGGAAUACAGCAACAGCAGUCCCCAAUUCAGUCCGGCUUUCGCCGAAUCGUCGUGUUCGUGGGUGAGCGGAAGCGACGCGCCGGAAAUCGACAGUACCAACGUGACGGUGACGUCGACGUACAACCAACGAUCGUCCGAUAAGAUGAAGGCGGACGAGAGUUUGGGCAAGAGCGCUACGAUUUCGGCCGUUUUGUACGCGAACAUCAACCAUCCCGAAUGGAAGAAGGAGUACCCGAAUUGGCCCGAUAGGUACAAGCAAAUAAUAAAAAAAUGGAGAACGUUGAGCCAAGAGCAAAAAGCGCCGUUUUUGCAGCACGCGAGAGAUAACAGGAGCCAAUUGAGGAUGAAGAAAGCUCAGCAGUCACAGACCGUCAAGGAAACAGCCACCUCUACCGGCACGUCCCCCAACGCGAGCAAGCCUCUUCACCAAGCCGGUCCAGCCUUAGCGACAACCCUCCAGGCGGCGGCGCAACAGCCGGCUGCGGUGGUACCCGCGGCGGCGGCGGCGGCGGCGCCACCGGCGGCAGCGGCCGCCGCGGCGCCCCUUUCAGAGGACCAAGAGAAAAUCGCGCUGCAGCAAAAAUCCGCCAGGGAGGCCGAACAGGAGCGACAAUGGAAGCAACUGCAGGCGCUCAGGCAGCAGCAGACCCAACAAACGCAGAACAUCCUGCACGAACAGCGCGUCCAAGCCAUCGCCCGCGUACAACGCCAGAUAUCCGCCGAUCCGGCGCAGCAGUUCAUCAACGAGCAACAGGGCGCCAUGCAGGCGAACGCGCCGCAGGAAUCGAGCCCGUCGACGACGCCGGCGCCCGGCCCGCGGCAAUUCCUCGGCAUCAAAUCCCCCACGUUCCCCGUCCCGCCGGCCGGCGUCAGGGCCAACGCGCCCUCGCAAUCGCCCCACGACGUCGCCCAACCGCCCACGCCCGACGGUAACGAUCACUUUAUCCACUCCCCCACGAAUCCUAAACCUAAUUUCCCGCCUAGAUUGCCCAACGAUCCGUUCGCCGCGCAACCCGCCGCGCCGCGACCCCCGUUCGGAAUGGCCCGGCCGCCCUUGCAGAAUUUCGGUGGUACCGUUCGCAACGAGCAGCAGGACAUCAACAUCAAUCGCCAGCUGAGGGAGCUGUUGCAGCGGCAGCAGGUCAAGAAGCUGGACGAGUUGUUGCCGGGCAAAGCGCCGCCGCAGCCGCCGCAGAGGUUGUGGCACGCGAACGAUCAGCAGGAGGGCGGCGGCGACGCCUCGAUGACGUCGGGCGGCGCCCAGGGCGCCGACGCCACCUUUCGGCAACCCCUGCCGCCGGGCGUGGUCAAACCUAGGUUGGCCAUCGCGGCCGUUAACAGGCCGAUAUUGAACGCCGUUAGAGUGAAUCAAUUGGAUCCCAGGAUUCAGAAUUUGGAUCCGAGGAUGAGGUUGAUUUUGCAACAUCAGCAACAAAGACUAGCGACGGGCAUUCAACAGCAAUUCAUCCGUUUCACGUCGAACGUGCGACCGACGACGGUGGAACAGUACGAGCAACUGUUGCAGCGUCAGGGCAACAAUCAGAAUCAAAUGCACGCCGAGGACCAGCAGCAGGGCGUCGCGCGAAUGCCCGUAGCCCAAUCGGGCGUCGUGCAAAGGCCGCACGUCGCCCAGGCGUCGGUGACGGGCGCCGUCGCGACGGCUUCUACGGAGAGCAAUCCCAGCGAGGAAGGUAUCCCCGAUAACGUGACUGCGGAAUUGGAAAAACUGGAACAGGAAACCGGCACUAUGGUGGAGCUUCAAGGCGUCAGCGACAUUUUGGGCGGUUUGGACGACGACGACGAGCUUUUGGCCGAAAUGGGCGCCGAUUUCAACAUACUCGAAUACGCCGAUCCCGAAUUGGAGGCACUGACGGGCGGCAAAACGAACAUCCUAGACCUGGAGCUCGAAGAGGAGCCGGUGAAAAAGGAGAAACUCGCCUCUAACGCCUCUAACACUUGCGCUCCCGCGCAAAAACCGACGCCUAACGUCGCCACGACGGCUAUUAGUAACAGCACGGCGGUGACUACUCCAACCGAAGCCAAUCCAGAGCCUAAAAUCGAGAAUGCGAUCCAACAGGGCGUCGCGAAAACGGCGCCGCAACAGCUACAACAUCCCGUUGCUCUUGCGCAACAGCAACAGCAGAACAUGCCGCAACACGGCGCGCAAGUUCAGGUGCAAUCGCAGCAAUCCCAGCCGCAUCCGCCGCAACAGAUGCCCGUUCAAUCGACGUUGCACAUCCAGCAGAUUCACCAGCAAAUGGUGCAUCAAGUACAACAAGCCGCCGCUCAAGGAAGGCCGAUGCCGCCGGGUUCGAAGAUGCAAACCACCGACGGGUUCGUGGGCGUCGUGAUGGCGAACAACGCCGUGCAAUUGCAGAUACCGCCGAAUUACCAACAACGGUUGCUGCUGUUGCAACAACUGCAAAAUCAAAAGUUGAUGCGGGUGGGUAGCAAUCAACCGAGGCCCGCUUUGCAAGCGGCCCCCAAUCAAAUGCCCGUAGGUAUGAAUCCGGGCGCCAGGAUGCCAGUCGCGGCGCCGCCGCCUCCGCCGCCGCCUUACCCCGGACCGCCGCCGCCCUAUCCGGGCAACGCCAAUCAACAUCAACAGGAACAACCGCUGCUGCUGGAAGAUCUGCUCGAGCAGGAGAAACGCGAACAGGAGAAGCUGCAAAACCAGCCGCCCAACCACGAGGUGACCUCGUCCACCGGCAACGAGGCCGAACCGGCGCUGUUGAGCGACCAGGACUUCGAGCGGCUCAAAGCGGACGUGUUCAACAGCGCUCCCGUCAAUAAUAUAUCGUCGACGAAUCAAGGGAACCCUGUGCAAACGUCGCAGGCGUGGCCGCAGUUGCAGAAUCGUCAGGCGGCGGCGGUGGCGCCGUCGCCGUCGCCGCACACCAUGGAGGUGACCACCAGAGUGCAAAUGUUCAAUCCGAAUUUGAUACCGGCGCCGCCGCUGCCGCCCGAAACCAUCGCCACCGAGCAGGACAAGCAGGCGCAGCUGCUCUACGAGCAAUGGCUGAACCACCAGAACAACGCGCUGGUGCAGCAGUUGCGCUACUACGAGACCGAAGUGCAGAAGCUGCGCAAGGGCAAAAAGUCUCUAAAUAGCAAGCAACGGCAGUUGAGGAAAGCCGGUAAUCAGUUAACCGACGCAGACGCGACGGAACUGCAAAGGAUUACGGCUGAACAGGCUAUAUUACAGAAACAUUUGGAAUCGAGCAGGAAACAAAACCGCCAACACGGCAUGUUGAUACAGGUCUAUAUGAAGGAAUAUAGAAACAAGCAUCCCGCCGUCAAGCAGCGCACCGUAACGGAUCAGAUUCAAUCGCCGUUGGGCCAUCCGGCCUCGUCGCCCGUACAACAACAAUCGAGCGCCUCGCUGUCGCCGAUGUUGUCGCCGUCCGUCUCGCCGAUGACCCAAAACGGCUCGCCUUUGAACAGUCCCGGGCCGAUGGUGCCCUCGUCGCCCGGCCACGGCGCCGUGCAGAACGUCCUGCAGAGCCCCAACGGCGCCAACGCCGCGGCCCAGAUGUCUCCGAUGCAGAUGUCGCCGAGAAUCGGAACGCCUCACUCGCAAAGCGACGAAAGUCCGGGGUCGGCGCAAUCGCCGUCGCAAGUCUGCCUGCCGCCGCCGAUGCCUCGCAUGACGUCGCCGCAACAUCGACGAGUCGUAACCAGCCCGGUGGGAAUGUCGCAGAUGCGGUUCAUCAACAACAACAUGUUGCAACAGCGCGUCCGCAUGCAAUCUCCCAUACAGAAUUUCCAACAGAAACCCGGCACGCCGUCGCCGUUGAACAGCCCGACGUCCCAACAAAUGAACCAACAACAUCAAAUCCAGAAGCAGCUCCAACAACAACAACAACAGCAACAACAACAGACGUUGUUGCAGCAAAACCUGGAAGGCGAUCCGAACGCCAUCCACUCGCAGAGGACCGCGCAGCUGUUGCAGCACCGGAACUUCGUCAGGCAACAGGUGUCCCAGCAGCAGAUGUCGCCGCAAGCGCUGACGCCCCAACAGCACCAGUUGAUGUUGCAGCAGCAAAAACAGCUGGCCCAGCAGCAACAGCAGCAGAUCGCCCAGAUGAACGCCGCGAGAUUACAGCAACAGCAGCAGCAGCAGCAACAACAGCAGAACAAUCCGCCGCACUCGCCGAUGCCACCCAAAAGUCCGAUGAUCAACCAGCAGAUCAUGUCGCCGCAUUCGAUGCCCCAAUCGCCCAUGCAGAUGCCGCCGAAGAGCCCGAUGGUGCCGUUCAACUCGAACCAGCCGAAUCCGAAUUCGCCCGCCGCCAGGAGCCCGGCGUUCCAUCAGGGCAUCAACCAGCCGCCCAGUCCCGUCACGCACGGUCACCAACCGCCCAGUUCGCCCAUGCCCAGGAGCCCGAUGAUCAAUCAGACGCACUCUCCGCACAACGUUCGACGACCGCCCAGCGCCAACAGCAGCCCGGCGAUGCCCGAUCGGCCGCACAGCGUCGAAAACUCCUCGCCCAGAAUGUACUCGAUCGAUCAACUGGUGCAGGAGAGUUUGGCCAAUCAAAACGUCAACGCGCAGUACAACUACCCAUCGGACAUGAUCAACGAAAGCGGCGGCGGGAAUUCGAACAAUCCGAUACCCUGUCCCCCGGAAGUGCCCAGAUUCCGGUACUUUAAAUUGGGUUUGAGAGGCGGCGCGCCCAUGUGGAGCUUCGGCAGAGGCGCCAAAAGGAUACCGGCGCCGCCUAACGUCAAACCGGACGAACCCAAAGCCAAGAAGGAGUCGCAUUUGAGCAAAGUGUCGAUACUGAAGAGGAAAACCUCGAUCGCUUCCAUCGGUAAAGUGGGCUCGUUGGUCAGUUCGGAUUACAACGAUUUAGACGACAGUUCUACCACGCCACCCGUAACACCGCCUCUAGCUUCUACCAGCAGAGGUAUCGUAUCGAAGAAGAAGAACCUCGAACUGCACGCCCAAAAGGAUUCCGUCAUCGUCAUGCACAGCCCCGACGAUGACAACAAACAGCUGGAACUGAUGGAUUACGACGACGAUAAUAACACCGUUCUAUCGUCGGAGGUGUCGUUGAGUUCGGCGGCGCGCAACGACGACGAUUUGGUGGAGAUCGAAACGAUAUCGCAGGACCUCGCCGAAGGCCUGUCCAGUCCGCUGGAACCCGACCAGAUCGGCGACGAGUUCCUGCUGUUCCCCGGCAACAUGGUGGUGGACAUGUCCGGCGAGGAGCACUACUCGGAGAAGGAGGAAGAGGGCGAGUACGCCGAUCAGAACAUGCACAUCGUGAUACGCAGCCCGACGACCAGCGACGACGAGUUCAUCGUGCCGUGCAAGGUGAAGCAGUACGACGAGGACGAGCCGGACGAGAAUCCGGAAUCGCCCGAUCAGGAAGAGUUCGGCGAAUCGUCCGGUUACGAUAACGAGGAGGCGGAUAUAAUUAUUUCGGAUCAGACUAGCGGCGUGGCCGAAGACUCGAUUUCGACUAAGGAGGACUUUGAGGAGCUCAUCGAUGAGGGAUCGAGGAAGAACAACGUAGGGAAACAGGAGGUGACCGCGAAGCACAUACAGGACUUCCACCGGUACACCGAACUGUUCGAUUACGGUAAACCCGAUGUUAAGAAACCGGUCGCUAAAAAAUUCCAACCGAAGGUAUCCCUCGUUAGAGGAGUGACUUUGCCCAGCAAACCCAACGCCGAGAAGAUUAUCAUCACGCAAAAUUCGAACACUUCGCAAGCUUCCAAAGUUACCAGCAUCAUUCUCACGCACAACGCUAACGUGAGGAGGAACAUUAUAGGCGUACCGAAGAUAGUCAGUACCGUUUCGCCGGCUAUAACUAUAGUGAGCGCUAGUACCUCGCAAAUGGCCUCGAUAUUACCCUCUAAAUUCACGGUGCCGGUCAUAAGCGCGAGCGCCGUUCGCCAGCUAUCCAACGUAAAAGUCAUCGAUAAACCGUCGUCAUCGUCGCUAUCGAUUUCGACGAGAGACAACGUCCUGCCCAAGAAGAUCUUCGAGGACGAUUCGGUGUCUCCCGACAGCAGUUCGAAUUGCGACGACGAGAAAUCGAAGGAUUCGUUCGACGACAAGGCGAAAUGCGAGUCGCCGCCGCGCGAUCUCAAACAGCCCAACUCGCAGAUCGUCUCGUUGAAAUCGAAAACCUACGCGGAGCAAUCGAAGAAGAUCGAACACCUCCAAAUCGUGAACGUAUCGUCGAAGGACGUCGUUCAAAGGCAGCGAAUGCCGAGUCCGUUGAUCGCGAAAGCCUCGCCCGUCAUCAUACACAACACGCCCGAGUUGAAGAUGACCGCGCAAGUCAUCCAGGAGAGCCAGACUCGCAUGAACAUCACGACUACUACGGAUACCGAGCACUACGACGAGUCUAACGACGAUACGAAGUCCGUGGUGAUUUCGAUUCCUUCACCUACGCCAUCGCAAGAACAGAUGUUGGACAAUAUAGCCUUCCAGGCGCUGGAGAAUAGGAGGCGAGAGUACGAUUCGAUCGAAGACGUGUUGGAUAUGAUCGAGAAUAUCGAGAACAUCACGGCCGAACCGCCCGAGAUAUUAGAGGAAAACACGUUGCAAAGUUCGGAAUCCGGUAGUAACAUCGAAACGAAAAACGCGGAUACGAAAGAAUCGCAAUUGCCCGUCAGCGAAAGCGAUUCCUCCGCGACUAAAUCAUCUACCGUACCGCAAUUAUCGCCUCUCUCCCAACCCACUGAAUUGACUACAAACAUGGCGAACGCCUCGCAGCAACUCAGAACUCUGCUGUCGUCGCUGCAAACCACCUCGACGUCGUCUCCCACCAACGUGGAGUCGGUAGCGAAGGGCUUGGGCCAGAAAAUCGUCACUUCCUCGUCGGCCAAUCAGCCCAUAGUCGCUUCGAGGGUGAUGGGCCAACAGCAACAGGCCGGCAGGCAAUCGCCGGUCAUCGCCGGCGUCUCCACGGUGAUCGUGCCGAAUUUCAAGCAAAAAAUCGCCGCGACGGCCACCAGCACGUCCAGAAGUAGCCCCGUAAAGGUGGUGACCACCUCGCAACAACUCGCCGGAUCCAUCAUAACGUCCGCUUUGAAUUAUUUACCGAACAGAACGAUCGGUAUACAACUAGCGCCCGAGCAAUCGAAACUUGCGCCCGCUAGUGUCGCUGCGAUGCAACAAAUCAACUCGAUUACGUCGAGCCAGGAAGCGAAGAAGCCUUCGUUGACGCUCACCGCGAUGUUGCAGAACCAACCGGCGGCGAAUACGAUUUCGAAAUCUUCAGCUGAUACUAUUACAGCGGCUAGUUUGCUGGGUUCCCCUAUCAGUCUGCCGAAAACCGGAUUUACCACGUCUUUGGUGCAAGCGCAACCGAGCGUGGUGCUCUCUAGCACGCCUCCAGCGCCUGGGCAAGCUUCCUCUUCGACCAAAACCACCGCCGAUUCGAUCACAGCCGCUAGUUUAUUGAGUAGCAUCGCUAAGAGUACGUUCGCGAGCACGAGUAGCGCCAACAAGACGCCCACUUCUACAACGAAUUUGCUCCACACGCAACUGACCAAAGUGGCGAGAAGCAAAUCCGUCGAUGACGUUAAAGAUUUGGCUAAAAUCGACGAGAUUAAACAGAGUAUCAGUAGCGAAAACGUUGAUGACGGUAGUAACGGCGGGUGUAAAUUAUCGACGAUCGCUACGAGUGUUUGUAACAAAACUGAAGAUUCGCAGAACGUGUUGCUGAAGAAAUUGCUGCAAAACACGGCUUGCGCUAGCGCCCAAUCCUCCCCGCCAGCUUCCACCAGCACCGUCACCACGAGCGCCGCUAGCGCUAUAGCUAAAGCGGCCAAUUCGCAGGCUAAUAUCAGCGCUAGCGUAGAUCCCCCGCCGGUGGUGAGCGCUCCACCGAACGUUGCUAUCCAAAGGAGCGCCAGCAGAGACGAAUUACUGUCGCCGCCGCAAGACCUCCAAUCGAUGGUGGUGAUCAAGAAAGAACCGCCGCUCGUGCCGCUCUCCCAACCGAGCCCUCUAACCAACUCGAACUCCAACGCCGCCACGCCCGAGGUGAAGAAGGAAUUCAUCGACGAAUCCUCGCAGCACUCGGAGAUCUCCGACCACAGCCGCUCCGACGCGCCCAUCAAAGAGGAACUCGAAACGAUGGAGACGGCCGCCGAGAAGACGAUGCUCGACAAGGAGGAGCUGAAGAAGCAGAAGCGCCGCAUGUACCAGCAGAAGCGCCGCCAGAACCAGAUACUCAACAAGGAGCUGGCGCAGCAGCAGCAGCCGAAGAAGCGCGCCCGCAAGAAUUCGAAGCUCGACGAGGACUACGACACGUACAUCGACGGCGUGCUGGCCCAGCUGCGGCAGCUGCCGCCGAUCGCCGUCUCCGAGCCGGUGUUGGGCCGCAACUUCGGCGCCGUGCCGCUGUUCGGGUGCGGCGAUCUCGCCAAGAUCGGCGCCAAGGAUUACUCGACGCACUUGGGCGAGUUGACGGGGAGCUACGGGUACGCGGAGGCGCCCGGUUUCACGGAUUUCUACUCGACGAAACCCUACGGGGAUUUGGAUCCGUUGCCGGAGAAACCGCCGGCGUCGACGCAACGCGGUUUCUACGAUCAGGAGUUUCCGCUGAUUCGGUUCGACGUCGACGAGCAGCGGAAGUUCGACGUGUUCUGCAGGGAGGAUUCGCCCGAUUCGAUAUUGAGCAGCUCGUCGCCCGAAUGUACGCGUCGAUCCGAGAGCAAAUUCGUCGGGUUGAGGCUCAUCAGCGACAGCGAAGACGACGAAGAAGACGAUGCCAAAGAUGCCGUUUCGAACGGAAGAAUGUCGCCCGUGGUGCCCGUUAUCAAACCCGUACCUAUUAGACUAAAACCCGCUGGGGAGUUGUACUUUAAAGAAAACCUCAACGAGAACAAGGAGAACAUCAACAGCGAUUCGUUGCACGUAAUGACGAAAUCCAAAUUCGACAAUAAACAGUCUCCGCCUGCGAACGUGUCCGGCCACGUCACCGUGACUCUGACUCUCACCUCGUCGGCGGCCGAAGACAUAAUGGGAGUGCUGCGGGAUUUGGCCAAUAUUCUGCACAUACCGGCGCCUACCAGUUACCAAAUCGUCGAGCGGACGGCGUCGCCGCCGAGCCAGAAAUUGGGCGUGUACCGCACCAAAGGCAAGGACGGCAAAGAGGGAGCGCCGAUCGACAUACAGAGCAUCCUCAACGGCGCCACCAAGUUCUGCAAGCAUUGCGACGUGAUCAUUUUGAGCAACAUGAUCAGAAGGAAGGCGUCCGAUUUGCCGUUCCUGGCCAAAGAUUCGGAUUUGCUCGGCGACGGGGAGGAAUUGUUCUUUUGCGGUUCCGCCUGUUACAUGCAAUUCGCCCUCAUGCACCGGUCGCCUUCGAUAUCCGAAGACAAGGCCGCCGAGAUCAUAAACCACCUAUCGCAGAAAGACAAUUUGGACGCGAAUCAAAAAUUACCGGCGGCCGAUUCGUUAGACAACACCAAAUCCAUAGCGCAGAAAUUAUCGUUCAACGUGAAAGAUUCGAAACGGGAAUUCGAGCCGAUGGAGACGAACGACGCGUUCGCGUUCUUCGCCCGUACGGCCUCCGCCAAACAAGGUAACAACUUCUACGACGGCGCUCCGUUCAAACAGGCUCCCGCCAGGGUGCACAGGAACGACAGGUACAAACUGUGGACGCCCGGUUGUCUGCAACCCACCCAAAAACACAAAACGCCCACCGACAAGGAGAUCAUGGAGCUGCUCUACAGGAUGCAGAUCACCGUCACGCCGCCCGUCAUGCCCGAAGAUACCAGAAAGUGUUUGUUCUGUCACGGUAUCGGCGACGGCGUGGCCGACGGACCGGCGAGACUGCUCAACUUCGACGUCGACAAAUGGGUCCACUUGAACUGCGGCCUGUGGUCCGAUGGAGUAUACGAAACGGUAAACGGGGCCCUAAUGAACGUAGAAAACGCCCUACAAACCGGACUAUCGGCCACUUGCGUGCAUUGCCAAAGCGUCGGAGCCACGAUCAAGUGCUUCAAAACGCGAUGCUCGAGCAUCUACCACCUGAACUGCGCCGUCAAGGACAACUGCGUGUUCUACAAGAACAAAACGGUGUUUUGCAAGGCGCACGCCCCGAAAAGCGAGAAAGACAACGAACUCACCACGCUGUCCGUCUCGCGACGGGUCUACAUCGAACGCGACGAAAACAAACAAGUGGCUGCCGUCAUGCACCACUCCGACUCGGCCGAUCUGCUGCGCGUCGGCAGCCUGAUAUUCCUGAACGUGGGCCAGCUGUUGCCGCACCAAUUGCAGAACUUCCACACGCCCAACCACAUCUACCCGAUCGGCUACAAGAUCAUCCGGUUCUACUGGAGCAUGCGCAACUUGAACAAGCGCUGCAAGUACAUUUGCGCGAUUCGCGACGCGUCCGGCAAGCCGGAGUUUCGCGUGACGAUCCAGGAGCCGCCCGAAGCGGACGUCGAAUACGCCGACGCCACCCCCAAAGGCGCCUGGCAGAAGAUCCUCGACAACGUGGCCGGCAUACGGAAGGCGAACAAUUGCCUGCACAUGUUUCCGAAAUUCGCGACCGGCGAGGAUCUGUUCGGACUAACCGAACCCGCUAUAGUUCGAGUAUUAGAAAGCAUGCCGGGCAUCGAAACGCUGUCGGACUACAAGUUCAAAUACGGACGGAAUCCGCUGUUGGAGCUGCCGCUCGCCAUCAACCCGUCGGGGGCGGCGCGGACGGAGCCGAGGCUGCGCAGCCAGUUGCAUUGGAAGAAGGCGGCGCACACGCAGAGGACCACCGGCGGCGCGUCGUCGAUUCGACCGAUGUUCGGACCGUCGUUGGCCGGUUCUAUCGGCGCGCCGGCCCAAGGCGAGCUCGCCUGUCCUUACAGCAAGCAGUUCGUGCACUCGAAGAGUUCGCAGUACAAGAAAAUGAAGCAGGAAUGGAGGAAUAACGUUUAUUUGGCGAGAUCGAAAAUUCAAGGGCUCGGUUUGUACGCCGCUAGGGAUUUGGAGAAACACACGAUGGUUAUCGAAUAUAUCGGGGAAAUUAUCAGAUCCGAACUGGCCGAGUGUAGAGAAAAACAAUACGAAGCUAGAAAUCGAGGGAUAUACAUGUUCAGAUUGGACGAGGAACGCGUGGUGGAUGCCACUUUGUGCGGCGGUUUGGCCAGGUACAUCAAUCAUUCGUGCAAUCCGAAUUGCGUGGCCGAAACCGUCGAAGUCGAUCGAGACGUUCGGAUAAUUAUAUUUUCCAAACGGAGGAUUUUGCGAGGAGAAGAGUUGGCGUACGAUUACAAGUUCGAUAUCGAAGAUGAUCAAAACAAAAUAUCCUGCAUGUGCGGGGCACCGAAUUGUCGCAAAUGGAUGAAUUAA
Molecule: messenger RNA, 15393 nt
Organism: Phyllotreta striolata
Lineage: Eukaryota; Metazoa; Arthropoda; Insecta; Coleoptera; Chrysomelidae
Source: the annotation of a GenBank genome assembly